This is a messenger RNA of Strongylocentrotus purpuratus (purple sea urchin), 3187 nucleotides long. Its product is annotated as probable enoyl-CoA hydratase echA8. The coding region runs from base 56 to 931 and encodes 291 amino acids. The transcript has 8 exons. Gene Ontology annotation, molecular function: catalytic activity. Lineage: Eukaryota; Metazoa; Echinodermata; Echinoidea; Camarodonta; Strongylocentrotidae. The record is from RefSeq and is a predicted model, not a curated record.
GAGUGCAGAACUUCGCUCUGGCCUGGCUGAAUGUUAGAAGGGCUGGCGAACUACAAUGGCAUUUUUACAACGAUUCCGUUCAAUUCUUCCUGUUUCAGUCAGAACAGUCGGGAUCAGAUAUUGUUCGUCAGGUUCUCCAAGUACUGUAGAUGUAGAGAGAGAAGAUAAGAUAUGCCUCAUAGGGAUCAAUCGACCUGAGGUCAGGAAUUCUGUUAACCCUGAGACGGCCAAACAGCUUCAGGUUGCAUUCUGUCGAUUUGAGGAGGAUCCAGACCUUAGUGUGGGAAUCGUGUAUGGGAAAGGUGGAAACUUCUGUGCAGGAUGGGAUUUGAAAAAUCUAGCAAAACAAGACCCAGCGACAAUUGUUGAUCAAAUACAGCUAGGUCCUAUGGGUCCUACUGCAAUGCAGUUCAGUAAGCCAGUGAUCGGAGCAAUGAGCGGCUACGCCGUGGCAGGGGGAUUGGAACUAGCUUUAAUUUGUGACCUGAGAGUCGCAGAGAAAAGUUCUAUCAUGGGGGUCUUCAAUAGGAGAUUUGGUGUUCCCCUGAUUGAUGGUUGCACUGUAAGACUACCUAAGAUAAUUGGUCUAUCCCGAGCCCUGGACCUAAUCCUGACUGGUAGACCAGUGGAUGCCGACGAGGCUCUCAGUAUGGGGCUUGUGAACAGGGUCGUACCAGAUGGACAAGCCCUAAAUGAAGCCAAGAAGCUUGCCAAGCUAUUGACUACGUUCCCAGAUCAGACAGCCAUGCUAGGAGACAGACACUCCACACUACGCAAUACAUACGAGAGUCAGGGUUUCAAAGAGGCCAUGAAGUAUGAGUUUGAAAGAGGUGUUGGUGUUCUUGCCAAGGAGUCUGUGAGAGGAGCCGGACGAUUCGCUGAUGGCCAGGGAAGGAAAGGUUCCUAUGAUGACUUCAAGAGCAAAUUAUGAAUUAACAAGUCACACUCUUGAAUCAAUCUUGUUCAUUUGCACCAUAGCAGCUCCCAAUCUGGACAAAUUUAACUUUAACGUGACCCCAAUGUAAUAUGACCCAACCUCACAAUAAAAGGUGACCUUUUGAUGAACAGGUCAGUGACCUUUGAAAGGUAAGGUCAAUGACAAUAAUGUGGAAGCACUCCACCACAUAUUCUGGACAAGACAGAUAAUCACAGAUGCAAGGCUGGACAUGUUGAAGAUUGAUCAUUAGUUCAUUAUAUUCUUGGAAGAUUUGCAAGACCUCGCUUGGGAUGUCAUGGGUGAUCAUUUCCAGAUCUUUGAAACUAAAUCAUGUACAGGGUGACAGCUAAUGUUCUUGUAGAGUUCUUAUCAUUGAACAUGGUGGCGGAGUAGUUUAUACUUCUUGAUGCUCCUCAUUCUUAAAAGUUUGCAACAAACUUACACACGUUUUCAGCGGAAUAUUACACAUAUUUAUAAAUACAAAACAUUACAGUGUCAGUAAUAACUUGCAUCAUUUCUUUAUAAGCUAUACAAGCGAUUUUUAAAAAAGUUAGAAGUAUAGGUAUUUUGAUUAUUAUCAUUGUCCAAUGAAAGAACAACAAUUCAAAGUUAAAAAUAAACUGAGUUUAAUCAAAAUAUUUGCUUGGUUUAACUUUAUGAAGAUGGUUCCUUCUAAUUAAAUCAACUUCUGUUUCAGUUUGCACUUGAGAACCUUAGAGUUCAGUCUACAAAAGAAAGUGUGUAGACAUUUUACAAACUGACCUCUGUAGAAUUAUUUAGCGAGUGCUAAUGCAGAGACAGUUUCUGGGUACUUCAGUCCCACCCUAUUUCCUCCCGUGUCACCGAGGUGUCCAGUAAUUACAGUUUGUAAUAAUGUGAGCAAGUAUUAAGGGAGAUUUACUUCCUCAGUCAAGUGUAGAUCAUUAUAUGUGUUUAGCUUUCUGGUCUACUGAAUGUAUCGACUCAAUGCCUUCUUCAUUUUGUCUGUCUAGAACAAAAAAAGAAAUUUUGUGUUAAUGAUCAUGAUUGACACUGAUCAUAUGGAAUCAUAUUUCUUUUCAAAGUGCAAUUAAAGGUUUAUUGGCUCCUUUAUGAAAUUUUGCUGGUAGCAACACAUGUUUUAUAAAAGGGGGAUUUCGGCAUGACUUGAUGAUUCCUUCAGUUACUGGUUCAAAAUGGCGUACCAGAAAAGUGCAAACCCCGUUUUUGUUAAACAUAUAUAUGUUUAUGUUUAAAAUGAUUUAAGAAAUAUGAUCUGUUAGGAGCAGAAAGGAUAUUAAUUCCAUAACACAGAGUCAGGUCAUGCAUAUUGGCUCCAAACAGACGAUAGGUAUCAUCACAAUUGGAAAGAGUAGAGCAAAAUUGAUGAUGUGGUAUCAUAUCAAUAUGUCUAGAUAUAAGAAAAGUUGGACAUAGACCCUUCUAGUUUUCAGCAGAUGAUUUGAUGUGGAGGUUAGUUAGACACAGGAAAGUUCUGAGUCUGUCUGAAAGUAACUGACUGGAAAGGCUCUAUGGCAACAUGGUUAUAAUUGGGAUUUGUAAGAGAUCGUAUUGGUAAUUACAGGUUUAAGUAUAUUGAAAAGAUGCUAAAAUGCGAGUAUAUUUGCAAGAAUUUUACUGAAAACAGAAUGAGGUGAAGUAAAUUAUUUUUCUUGAUCCAGCUUGUAAUUACAAAUUUUCAUGAUUAUAAAUCUAUAUACUUGUAGUGACAAGAGUACAAUUAUUAUGGACAUGUGUAAGUACUGUACUAGUUUAAGAAUGUUGAAAGUUGAAAACAUAUAUAGGAAUUCAGUGAAAUCAGGGAGGCUGAUUUCAUAAAGUCUAUGCCUGAACCUUGUAAAUGCAGCUCAUAAUUUCACCAUGAAUUUAUUGAUAUCUAUUUUUUAAUGAGUUCUUACUGGUAGUUUUAAUUGGAAAACGCAACUACUACUACAACAACUUCAUAAGUUUCUCUAUAUUUUGUAUAUUAUCUUUAUACUGUUUAAGAUAUUAUAUUUAUUUAUCUGUAUUCAUCUUUAUAUUAUCUACCUCCCUCCUUUUCUUCUAAAUCUAAAGAUAAAUAUUUCAUCCCCUUGAAUAUUUUAGUGGAAGAGAGCACAGAUGAAAGUAAAAAUGGUAUUGAAAAACAUAUAGUUAUGAAUGCAUGUAAUAGGAGCAGCAUUUUUCAAUAAAUAUUGGAAAUUUCAUGCACUCAAACAUGCCAAAUGUUUCCACUGAAAUAAUAAUAGUAAUUAAUUCUUUAUGAAAAGA